AUGGGCGGGUCUCGAUACUUCGUUGCUAGAGACUUGGAUGAGUUAGGACGUGCACUUCAGCUCGUCCCUCGAGGUAACGACUGUAUCAAGUGUGAUCAUAGCACAGGGCUGCAAUGUCCUAAGUGCUCAGGUGGCGAGAGCUGCCAAUUUACCGUUCCUCUCGACUGCACCCAAUGUGCUACAUCCGGCUGCAUGAAGGAUGAAGAGGCCGAAUCUGACAAAGGCGGCGGCGGCCUAAACAUUGGCGGCAUCAUUGGCGGUAUCAUCGGUAGCAUCGUAAUGAUUGCCGUCGUUGCAUAUUUAGCCUGGAGGUUCUAUAUCAAACCUAAGAGGUCCCAGACUCUCACACCUAUCAAUUUCGAAGACGUGGAUCCUGUGCAAAGCUCCGAGAAGGAUGCCGCCUUGAGGGGGACUCGUCCCCUAUCGACACAUACCGUUCAUUCUAUCGCUCCCACCGUCCUUACUCGAGCCUCCAAUAUUAUCCAGAUCGCCUACAUCCCCGGCGUUAUCAACCGAGCGACUCUGACGUCACCAAAGCUUCUUGUUCCUCUCGUCCCGCCGAUCCCCAUGCACCACACCGAGGGCAACCGAGGCCAAGGAAACAACAGCCAACGUCCCUAG
This is a messenger RNA of Fusarium keratoplasticum, 621 nucleotides long. RefSeq names its product Opy2 domain-containing protein. The coding region runs from base 1 to 621 and encodes 206 amino acids. The transcript has 2 exons. Lineage: Eukaryota; Fungi; Ascomycota; Sordariomycetes; Hypocreales; Nectriaceae. The record is from RefSeq and is a predicted model, not a curated record.